Molecule: messenger RNA, 192 nt
Organism: Colletotrichum tamarilloi
Lineage: Eukaryota; Fungi; Ascomycota; Sordariomycetes; Glomerellales; Glomerellaceae
Exons: 1
Coding region: 1-192 (63 amino acids)
Source: RefSeq, a predicted model, not a curated record
AUGGCCCGUCUGCUGCUGCUCUCUAGUUUGGAGGCGCGAAGGCAAUCUUUCUUUGAGUCUUCAGAUUUCAUUCAUAUGUCCUACCCGGCGGAUGGUCUUGACAACUCUGAUAAGCGAAACAACAUGUCUACCCCCAUAAACACAACUCAUCAAGAAACAUCUCUCAUUUCUCAACCAAAUCCUAUUCCUUGA